Molecule: messenger RNA, 1422 nt
Organism: Sorghum bicolor (sorghum)
Lineage: Eukaryota; Viridiplantae; Streptophyta; Magnoliopsida; Poales; Poaceae
Product: putative glucose-6-phosphate 1-epimerase
Exons: 9
Coding region: 110-1060 (316 amino acids)
Biological process (GO): carbohydrate metabolic process
Molecular function (GO): isomerase activity; carbohydrate binding
Source: RefSeq, a predicted model, not a curated record
ACGCAAAGAAAUUCCUCAGUUCCCUCCCUCUAUCCACACCCGGUCCCGGCAGGCUAACGGACGUGCAAUCCGGCCGGCGCUUCAAUUCCUCGCCGUCGGCGACUGAGGAAUGUCAGGGGCGAAGGCAUCCGUGGAGCGCGUGAAGGACCGCGCCACCGGCCUCGACAAGUUCGUGCUCCGCGAGGCCCGGGGCAGCUCCGUCGAGGUAUAUUUAUAUGGAGGCCAAGUGACAUUUUGGAAAAAUAACUUCGGUCAACAACUGCUUUUUGUUAGUGACAAGGCUACUUUUAAACCACCAAAAGCAAUUCGUGGUGGCAUCCAAAUUUGCUUCCCUCAACUAGGUAACCAUGGAGUUCUUGAACAGCAUGGAUUUGCAAGGAACCGAUUUUGGAGUGUCGAUGAAAGUCCACCUUCUUUUCCAGUUGCUACUUCCAAUUGUCAUAUUGACUUGAUACUCAAGUCAUCUCAAGAGGAUUUGAAGAUCUGGCCACAUAGUUAUGAAUUUCGUCUGAGAGUUGCUCUGAGUCCAAGGGGAGAUCUUAUUCUUACAUCUCGAAUAAAAAAUAUCAGCUCUGAUAGCAAGCCAUUCCAAUUUACAUUUGCAUACCACACCUACUUUUCGGUGUCUGACAUCAGUGAAGUGAGGGUUGAAGGUUUGGAGACCUUGGACUAUCUUGAAAACUUGCAAUCUAAGAAUCGUUGUACUGAACAAGGAGAUGCAGUUGUAUUUGAGUCUGAAGUGGACAAGGUAUAUUUGAGUGCUCCACCAAAGAUUGUGAUCAUUGACCACGAGAAGAAAAGAACAUUUGUUUUGAGGAAAGAGGGACUUCCUGAUGUUGUUGUUUGGAACCCUUGGGACAAGAAGGCCAAAGCAAUGACAGAUUUCGGGGAUGAGGAGUACAAGAACAUGCUAUGCGUGGGGCCUGCAGCUAUUGAGAAGCCAAUUACUUUAAAGCCAGGUGAAGAGUGGAUAGGAAAGCAGGAGAUUUGUGCUGUACCAUCCAGUUAUAGCAGCGGACAAUUGGAUCCUGAACUGAUUCGUCGAAUGCACACAAUAUAAAGUUUACCGACGAUUACCUCCUAUGAAGACUCACUAUUGUUACGCCUCUGAAUGAGAUAAUUUUGAAAAAUUGUCCUUUGUUUUCCUGUCCAGUUCCAAACUAGCCUGUGGUUUUUCUGGAGCAGCACUGGGACUGAAAUUAUCACCCUAUUAAUAUUAGACAAAUUGGGGAGUUUUUCAUCCAUAUUUGGGGCCAGAGGUGUCAUUCCGAUCCGUAUCAAUCUUGUACAAUACUGUUUUUUUUUUCAGUUUUGUAUUGUACAUGUACUACUAGAAAAGGAACCCAAGUUUGUACUGUAUGUGGCAAACAAAACUAUCACGAUAUUAAUUUUGGGUUAUAUAAAGCAUCAGGCGUUUCUUUC